Messenger RNA from Homarus americanus (American lobster), 1599 nucleotides. RefSeq names its product probable GPI-anchored adhesin-like protein PGA55. Bases 1 to 1599 code for a protein of 532 amino acids. The record is from RefSeq and is a predicted model, not a curated record. Lineage: Eukaryota; Metazoa; Arthropoda; Malacostraca; Decapoda; Nephropidae. The transcript is spliced from 3 exons.
AUGCCAUCUAGCUCCACUGAUGCCAUCAUUAGUUCAACUGAUGCCACCACAACUUCAACUGAUGCCAUCACUAGCUCCUCAUUUAGCUCCACUGAUGCCAUCACUAACUCCACUGAUUCCAUCACUAGCUCCACUGAUGCCAUCACUAGCUCCACUGAUGUCAUCAUUAGCUCCACUGAUACUAUCACUAGCUCCACUGAUGCCAUCACUAGCUCCCCUGAUGCCAUCACUAGUUCAACUGAUGCCACCACUAGUUCAACUGAUGCCAUCACUAGUUCAACUAUUGCCAUCACUAGUUCCACUGAUGCCACCACUAGCUCCACUGAUGACACCACUAGCUCCACUGAUACCAUCACUAGUUCCACUGAUGCCAUCACUAGUUCAACUGAUGCCAUCACUAGUUCCACUGAUGCCAUCUCUAGCUCCACUGAUGCCAUCAUUAGUUCAACUGAUGCCACCACAACUUCAACUGAUGCCAUCACUAGCUCCACUCAUGUCAUCACUAGUUCCACUGAUGCCACCACUAGUUCCACUGAUGCCAUCAUUUCAACUGAAGCCAUCACUAGCUCCACUGAUGCCAUCAUUAGCUCCACUGAUGCCAUCACUAGCUCCACUGAUGCCAUCACUAGCUCCACUGAUGCCACCACUAGUUCCAAUGAUUUCGCCACUAGUUCAACUAAUGCUAUCACUAGUUCAACUGAUGCCAUCACUAGCUCCACUGAUACCAUCACUCGUUCCACUGAUGCCAUCAAUAGUUCCACUGAUGCCAUCACUAGUUCAACUGAUACCAUCACUAGUUCCACUGAUGCCAUCACUAGCUCCACUUAUGCCAUCAUUAGUUCAACUGAUGCCAUCACAACUUCAACUGAUGCCAUCACUAGCUCCACUGAUGCCAUCACUAGUUCCACUGAUGCCAUCACUAGUUCAACUGAUACCAUCACUAGUUCCACUGAUGCCAUCUCUAGCUCCACUGAUGCCAUCAUUAGUUCAACUGAUGCCACCACAACUUCAACUGAUGCCAUCACUAGCUCCAGUGAUGCCAUCACUAGUUCAACUGAUACCAUCACUAGCUCCACUGAUGCCAUCACUAGCUCCACUGAUGCCACCACUAGCUCCACUGAUGCCAUCACUAGUUCAACUGAUGCCACCACUAGUUCAACUGUUGCCAUCACUGGUUCAACUGAUGCCAUCACUAGCUCCACUGAUGCCACCACUAGUUCAACUGAUGCUAUCACUAGUUCAACUAAUGCCACCACUAGCUCCACUGAUACCAUCACUAGCUCCACUGAUGUCAUCACUAGUUCCACUGAUGCCACCAAUAGUUCCACUAAUGCCAUCACUAGUUCAACUGAUGCCAUCACUAGCUCCACUGAUGCCAUCAUUAGCUCCACUGAUGCCAUCACUAGUUCAACUGAUGCCAUCACUAGCUCCACUGAUGCCACCACUAGUUCAACUGAUGCCAUCACUAGUUUAACUAAUGCCACCACUAGCUCCACUGAUACCAUCACUAGCUCCACUGAUGUCAUCACUAGUUCCACUGAUGCCACCACUAGUUCCACCUGGAGUCUUAUGAAGGAGCCUUGUGUAGGAGCCUCAUGA